GACUGCCCUGUCACAUAGAAGAAGUUUUAAUCAUUUAAACGAAGGCUGGGAACAAGCUGAGCCGUGUCUGUGAAGUUUACUUCUCCUGCACUGGACUAGAAUGGAAAGCUGCAGGAAACAUGGUACUUGACAAUAUUGCCGUGCCUGGGGAGCUUGAGAACCUGGACAUUGAAGAAGACGAUGAGGUGGAACUUGUUGAUAUGCCAUCAUGGACAAGUGACCGCGGUAGCAAGGUUCUUGUAAAUGUGGAUAGCUUUGGAGCUGUUGGAGAUGGAGUGGCUGAUGACACCCAGGCCUUCAAAAAUGCGUGGAACACAGCCUGCUCCACACGACAGUCAGUUUUCUUGGUUCCUCCAGGACGCCGUUAUUUAAUUAAUGCAACAAGAUUUCAGGGGCCAUGUGCUGAUAGUUUGGUCAUUCAGAUUGAUGGAACAAUAGUCGCCCCAGAUGAGCCUAAAAACUGGGAUCCAAAUCUCUCACGACUCUGGCUUGAUUUCUCAAAGCUGAAAGGGGUCCUUUUCCAGGGGGGUGGAGUCAUUGAUGGCUCGGGCAGUCAAUGGUGGGCUGCGUCUUGCAAAAAGAACAAGUCAAAUCCUUGCAGAGGGGCACCAACAGCAUUGACUAUAGAUUCGAGCUCAGCUGUAAGCGUAAAAGGCCUUACUAUUCAGAACAGCCAACAGAUGAAUUUUGUCAUUUCCCGGUGUCAAUCUGUGAGAAUAUCUGAAGUACUAGUCUCAGCUCCUGGAGACAGUCCAAACACUGAUGGAAUCCAUAUCUCAGAUUCCACUAAUGUUAUACUCCAAGACUGCAAAAUUGGAACAGGUGAUGAUUGCAUUUCAAUUGUCAAUGGUAGCUCUGCUAUCAAAAUGAAGAGAAUUUAUUGUGGACCAGGACAUGGAGUCAGUAUUGGAAGCCUUGGGAAGGACAACUCGACAGGCAUAGUCACAAAAGUGGUCUUGGAUACAGCAUUCCUUAGGGAAACUACUAAUGGCCUCAGGAUUAAGACUUGGCAGGGAGGUUCGGGUUAUGUUCAUGGGGUACGUUUUGAAAAUGUCAGGAUGGAAGAUGUAGCAAAUCCCAUAAUUAUUGAUCAGUUCUACUGUGAUUCCCCAACAGCCUGUCAGAAUCAGACAUCAGCUGUGAAAAUAAGUGAGAUCAUGUACCGGAACAUUACUGGGACUACAAAGAGCUCGAAAGCGAUGAAAUUCGCCUGUAGUGACACUGUCCCCUGCAGCAGCAUAGUCUUGAGCAAUGUCAACUUAGAGAAGAAGGAUGGAACAGUUGAGACCUACUGCAAUUCUGCCCAAGGUUUCGGGUAUGGCUUUGUGCAUCCUUCGGCAGACUGCCUAAGUUCCCAGGACAACAAAGAUGCUGAGCUAGCAGAACCCAUAACAGAUGACAUUAGUUCCGAGGACAAAUAUGCCGAGCUAGCAGAAGUCAUAACAGACGAUAUCAUUCACACUGAGCUCUGAGGCUUCUAUUCCUAUAGACACUGAAAUAAUUAUGUGAUAGAAUAUUAAUUUGGUACGUGGACAGUAGAUAAUACUAGGAUAGGUUGAGGUGGAUUGAGGUGACCAAGUAAACAUUUUAUGGGAAGUUACGGAUGUUAUAUAGUUAUAUACAGAAACUGCACUAAUACUGUUGAUACACAGAAAACAUAAGGCAAUUGUAAGAUGCAGUUAAAUAUUAA
Molecule: messenger RNA, 1690 nt
Organism: Pistacia vera
Lineage: Eukaryota; Viridiplantae; Streptophyta; Magnoliopsida; Sapindales; Anacardiaceae
Product: probable polygalacturonase At1g80170
Exons: 10
Coding region: 120-1472 (450 amino acids)
Biological process (GO): carbohydrate metabolic process
Molecular function (GO): polygalacturonase activity
Source: RefSeq, a predicted model, not a curated record